Eimeria tenella is the source of this 767-nucleotide messenger RNA. RefSeq lists its product as uncharacterized. The annotation marks the transcript as partial. The record is from RefSeq and is a predicted model, not a curated record. The transcript is spliced from 3 exons. NCBI's taxonomy places the organism in Eukaryota, Apicomplexa, Conoidasida, Eucoccidiorida, Eimeriidae.
UGUCUCUGGACUUUUACUUCAAACCCCCCGCAGGAGACAAACUGCAGCAAUUCAUUUUUGCUGAACUUUUUGUGCGCCUCGCGAACUUGUCCUUAGCUGAGGCCUUCGACGAUUCUGCCCGAGCCGGCUUCCGCCUGUCUUUCUCUCUGGGCGUCGGCGCCGGGGCAGCCUCGAGGCCCUUUGCAUUGGGGCUGCAUGCAUUUGGCUUUUCUGCGGGCAUUUCCCAGCUCCUUUUGGCUGCUGCUGCCUGCCUGGGGGGCCCCCCUGCUGCAGUUGGGGAUGGGGCCCCCUCGGGGGCCCCGGAGGCGCUUUCAGGGGCCCCCGGGGGGCCCCAGGGGGCCCCAGAGGGCCCCUCAGAGGACCUAGAGACGCUUCCAGGGGCCCCCGGGGGGCCCCAGGCGGCCCCGGGGGGCCCCCAGGGGGGCCCCCAGGGGCCCCAGGGGGCCCCCCGAUGCCCCGCAGAACCCUUUUUGCAGCAGGAGCUUCUGGAGUCCGCGUGGGAGUUCUUUGCCCCGCAGCAGCUGCUGCAGGCCCUGGGGGCUCUCAAGGCGAAGUACCUGCAGGGGGCCCCCCGGGGGGAGGAGUGGGAGGCUGAAGAAGAAGCAAAAGGAGAACAAGAAGAAAAAGAAAUUAAGAGAAAAGAAGAAAAAGAAGAAAUUAAACGACAAAAAGAAGAAACAGAAAAGGGAAUUCAAAGACUCUACAAAGAUCUCGUUGAAUGGGGAAGAAACGCCUUCCACCAAGUCCACGUAGAAGGCCUCAUACAG